AUGAGUAAGCACAACACGGACCUCAUCGCUUGCAGGAAGCAGCCUGGCAUCGCCAUCGGCCGGACCUGCGAGAAGUGCGACGGAAAAUGCCCCAUUUGCGAUUCGUACGUGCGACCGGCAGAGAUUGUGCGGAUCUGCGACGAGUGCAACUUCGGAACGUACGGCGGACGGUGCAUUGUGUGCGGCGGAAACGGAAUCUCCGAUGCCUACUACUGUGCGGAAUGCGUACGGCUGGAAAAGAGCCGAGAUGGCUGUCCCAAAAUCGUUAACAUCGGCACAUCACGAACGGACGCAUUCUAUACACGGAAAGCGGCAGGGCAGUUUGUGAAGGGAUGA
Messenger RNA from Rhodotorula toruloides NP11, 336 nucleotides. RefSeq names its product pre-mRNA-splicing factor ini1. Bases 1 to 336 code for a protein of 111 amino acids. Lineage: Eukaryota; Fungi; Basidiomycota; Microbotryomycetes; Sporidiobolales; Sporidiobolaceae. Gene Ontology annotation, biological process: mRNA splicing, via spliceosome. The record is from RefSeq and is a predicted model, not a curated record. The transcript is spliced from 6 exons. Gene Ontology annotation, cellular component: precatalytic spliceosome; U12-type spliceosomal complex; U2 snRNP.